GGCGGCGGGGUGGAGGGGCUGCGGGGCACGGCACCCUCGGCGCCCAGGAGCCCUGAGGCCGGGCCGAGGCGGCGGCAGCGGCAGCGGCUUUUGCUGCGGGGCCUCCGGCGCGGGGCGGGUCUGGAGCCGAGACCUCUGGGCUACGGGACGGGGGCGGGGACCGAUGCUGAAGAGCGGCUCGGGAGAGGGCCCCUGGGUCGCGCCCACGGGAGGCAAGAGAGGUCUCCGCGUUGGCCCGGCCGCCGCGCGUCGGUCCCGUGUCUGCCCGCUGCCCCGCAGGUGCUGGAAGACCGACAGGCACACGGGUGCGGGCCGCAGGCUGUAGCAGACGCCGCCAGCAUCGCCGGGGCAAGGCGUGUUAGCCGUUCUGAAAUCCUAGAGAGACAGAGCAGCUGUUGACAAGAGCGCCUCCCAAGGAAAAUGCCUGUGCAGUUAGGAACUUGGGCAAUUGGGGUUGGAAGAAAGUGUCAGUUUAUUAUUCAAGUUAUACUGUUUGGCAGUGAUGACCCUGAUGGCUGCAGCAUAUACCAUAGCUUUAAGAUACACAAGGACAUCAGACAAAGAACUCUACUUUUCAACCACAGCCGUGUGUAUCACAGAAGUUAUAAAGUUAUUCCUAAGUGUGGGAAUUUUAGCUAAAGAAACUGGUAGUCUGGGUAGAUUCAAGGCAUCUUUAAGAGAAAAUGUCUUGGGGAGCCCCAAGGACCUGCUGAAGCUGAGCGUGCCGUCGCUGGUGUACGCCGUGCAGAACAACAUGGCCUUCCUGGCGCUCAGCAACCUGGAUGCAGCCGUGUACCAGGUGACCUACCAAUUAAAGAUUCCCUGUACUGCUUUAUGUACUGUUUUAAUGUUAAACCGGACACUCAGCAAAUUACAGUGGAUUUCGGUUUUUAUGCUGUGUGGUGGAGUGACACUUGUGCAGUGGAAGCCAGCCCAAGCUACAAAAAUUGUGGUGGAGCAGAAUCCGUUAUUAGGGUUUGGUGCUAUAGCGAUUGCUGUAUUGUGCUCAGGAUUUGCAGGUGUAUAUUUUGAGAAAGUUUUAAAGAGCUCAGAUACUUCUCUCUGGGUGAGAAACAUCCAAAUGUAUCUAUCAGGGAUUAUUGUGACAUUAGCUGUCGUCUACUUGUCAGAUGGAGCUGAAAUUAAAGAAAAAGGAUUUUUCUAUGGUUACACGUAUUAUGUCUGGUUUGUCAUCUUUCUGGCAAGUGUUGGAGGCCUCUAUACUUCUGUUGUGGUUAAGUACACAGACAACAUCAUGAAAGGGUUUUCUGCAGCAGCAGCCAUUGUCCUGUCCACCGUUGCUUCAGUGAUGCUGUUUGGAUUACAGAUAACACUCACUUUUGCUCUGGGCGCCCUUCUGGUGUGUGUGUCUAUAUAUCUCUAUGGAUUACCCAGACAAGACACUACGUCCAUCCAACAAGGAGAAACAGCUUCAAAAGAGAGAGUAAUUGGUGUGUGAUGUCAACUUCAAGUGAGAUUUCUACUAAGACUAAACAAUUUGCAUUAAACUAGAGCCUUAAGUCAAUCCCAGAAGGUAGCUUAAACAAAAUACCAACAAAUUAGCUGAUGGCAUAAGAAUUAAGAAGAAAACUAUCUAAGUGAAGUGUUAAUACAGAGAUUUAAUGUGGAACUGUUUGGGUCAAGCUAUUGUUUCAGAAUGAAGGAAUUUUGUUACUGUAUAUAUAUUAAGUGUACAUAAAAAGUAGGGAGAUGAUAUGGUUUUAAAAAAUCAUGUGAGGCUACAAUAAUCAAGGUCUGUAACAGUGUUUAAGGGUUAAAGUGCCAAAGCCAUUUCUCUUGUUCAGGUACCGGGAGGGGUCAACCCCUCCUUUUCUACAGUUCGUGUAUAGUAUUUUGUCCUAGCAGCAGGACCUAGGCUCUUUUCCUACAAAAGAGAAAGACAGGCUAGUUCAGAAACAAACUGAAUCUAUUCCAUUCCUCAGAAGAUGAUUUCUGGGUGGUGGCUGAGUACUCUUUCAGUUCUGUACCUGUGCAUUGUCUAGUUCACAUUCCUUUGCUGUUAGAUGAUAUAGUUUUCUUCAAACAGAUUUCUAAUGUCACUUUUGUAUUUUUUUUUAAAAGUAUGCUUAACUUUUAAAACAGGCUCUCAAUAAUUGUGAAAUUUUAGUGUUUCUAAAGAAAUUUCUAAUAUUAAUGGGGAAAUUCAGCAAUAAACUUAAUUUA
Molecule: messenger RNA, 2184 nt
Organism: Otolemur garnettii (small-eared galago)
Lineage: Eukaryota; Metazoa; Chordata; Mammalia; Primates; Galagidae
Gene: SLC35A1
Product: solute carrier family 35 member A1
Exons: 8
Coding region: 503-1459 (318 amino acids)
Biological process (GO): pyrimidine nucleotide-sugar transmembrane transport
Cellular component (GO): Golgi membrane
Molecular function (GO): pyrimidine nucleotide-sugar transmembrane transporter activity
Source: RefSeq, a predicted model, not a curated record